UAUAGCGCUACAAAAGCUUAAGCACAAGUCCGGCGACACGCGCAGCUCGAGGCUUUAAUAAUUUAAAUUAAGUAAUUCCCACAGAUACGAUCAAGUGUGGCAGCAACGGCAACAAGUGUGUGCCUCUACAAUCCCCACUGAAAGUUGCCCCCAAAAAGUGGAAACACAAAUAAAUAUCGCAAAUCAAAAUGCUGCAAUAAUUGAAAGAGGCGCCCAAAUAAACAAACCAAAAAAAAUUGCAAUAAUAAAAGAAAAGUUUUGUUUUCGCAAAAAAGCCAACAGUGCAUGAAAAAGUCAAAACUUGCUACCAAAAAGAAAGAGAAGAAAGUUAAAAAAAAAAUUACAACGCGUUCGCGUUACGCAUACGCCGCGUGCGCCCGACAUUUUUAUAGAUUUUCUGCAUCGCGUGCCUUUCUACCUUACAUUUGCGUGUCCUUUUUCGCAACGAUUUUUACAUGGGACUUUGAACAGCCCGCGAAACAAUACGUGUGUGGGAAUAUUAAUUGACCUUUUUUUAUUUUAAAUAUCACAUAUUUUUUAACAAGCUUGUGGGUGGUUGUGUCUCGCCGUUUAGUGUUGGUUUUAUUUGCAAACAGCAGCCAGCAUGUCAUUUGAUAUUGCCAUUGCCGAUCAGAUGCGCAUAGCGCUCAAUUACGUGAAGUUUAAAACAAAGCAGCAGCGGCUGCGUAGCAACGAUAAGGUCAUUGCGGACACCAUCUGUGGCAAGGUGAAGGGUGUCAAGUGGCAAUCGAUCUAUGGCAACAAUUACUACAGCUUUGAGGGCAUACCCUUUGCCAAGCCGCCGGUGGGUGAGCUGCGGUUCAAGGCGCCCGUCGAGCCGGACCACUGGACAGAUGUGAAGCGAUGCACGCGGGAGCGCUCCAAGCCCUGCCAGGUGAACAUUGUGCUGCGGCAGGUGCAGGGCAGUGAGGAUUGCCUAUAUCUGAAUGUUUAUACAAGAGAGUUACAUCCACAAAAGCCGUUGCCCGUUCUGGUCUGGAUUUAUGGUGGCGGCUUUCAAAUGGGCGAGGCCUCGCGUGAUCUCUACAGUCCCGACUAUAUUAUGAUGGAGCAUGUCGUGCUGGUUUCCAUUUCAUAUCGGCUGGGUGCUCUGGGCUUUCUUUCGCUUGAUGAUGAGGAGCUCGAUGUGCCCGGCAAUGCCGGUCUCAAGGAUCAAGUAAUGGCUCUGCGUUGGGUUAAGCGUAAUUGCCAUUUCUUUGGUGGUGAUCCGGAUAACAUAACUGUUUUCGGUGAGAGUGCUGGUGGAGCUUCCACACACUACAUGAUGCUCACGGAGCAGACGCGGAAUCUCUUUCACAAGGCCUGCAUAAUGUCUGGAAGUGCGUUGACUCCUUGGUCCUUGACGCCACGACACAAUUGGGCCUAUCGCUUGGCCCAGGCCACGGGCUACGAUGGCGACUGCAAUGACGCCCUGAUAUUGGCGCACUUGAGGAAGUGUAAGGCCAGCACAAUGCUGCGCGUGGCCGAGGAUAUUAUCACGUUGGAGGAGCGACAUCAGCGCAAGGUUAUGUUCAGUUUUGGGCCCACCCUCGAGCCUUACGAGUCCGCUCAUUGCGUCAUACCACGGCAUCCGCUGGAGAUGAUGCGCAACUGCUGGGGCAAUGAAAUUCCCCUUGUCGUGGGUGGCAACUCGUUUGAGGGUCUGCUCAUGUUUCCCGAAGUGCGCAAGUGGCCGGAAUUGUUAAAUCAACUCGGUGAUUGCGAGUAUCUGGCACCCGAGGAUGCUGGUCUGAAUGAGGAGCAGCGACGGGCCUAUGGCAAGCAGCUACGCGAGACAUAUUUUGGAGAUAAGCAGCCCAGUCGCAAAACCAUACUGGAGUACAGUGAUGUUUUCUCCUACAAAUAUUUCUGGCACGGCAUUCAACGCACACUCCUCUCACGAGUGCAUUAUGCGAGCAAUGCGCCCACCUAUUUGUACCGGUUCGACUUCGACUCCAAGCACUUUAACAUGAUGCGAAUAAUCACGUGUGGUCGGAAGGUGCGAGGAACCUGUCACGCCGAUGACUUGUCCUAUUUGUUCUACAAUGCGGCAGCCAAAAAACUGAAGCGUCGCACUGCGGAAUUCAAGACAAUUAGGCGCUUGGUGUCGAUGGUGGUGCAGUUCGCCACUUGUGGAGAUCCGAAUAUUCCGUUGGACGGAACGCACGAGGAGCAACAGGCUGAGCAUCCGGAGCAGCAGCGUUGGUUGCCCGUCAGGCGCAAUGAUGCGGUCUUCAAAUGCCUGAAUAUAUCACAUGAGGUGCAGGUGAUUGAUUUGCCCGAAGCUGACAAGCUGAAAUUGUGGGAUAGUAUGUACGCGGACAAGAGCCUGCUCUUCUAAGCGGCGUAUGCGCAAUGUCAGUGUCGGUAUAAAUCCAUCGCCAGUCAUGACAAGUGAUGCCUUUGGGCCAUUUCAAAUGUUGCCUGGUUUUUCGGCAGCGUCUGCCUGUUUGCUUAACAUUGUUAUUGUUUGUAGCCAUAGCUCUAAGUACCGUUUGCCCUAAACUGGCCUUCGCAAAUCUGUUUUUGUAAACAUCAAAUGUCUACAUCUUAGUAACUAAGAGGCCGGAUAUAAAAACUCGUAUACAAAUAGAAAUAUAUUUGCGCUCAUGGCCAUUUAGUUGGUGAGCUUGAAAUUGAAAAGAAGAAUAUGUUGAACACAUAGCAGCGGAAGAGCAAUUGUUAAAUGAAAAUAUGAAUUCUAGCCAAAUUUGAAAGACAUCAGUUGAAAUGAAAAGAAAUCGCAAUCAAAGUUAUGUCUGCAAUGAAAUUGUUUAGAUAUAAUAAAGGCCAGCAAAUUUUUCCUAAGUAAGUUUAGCCAUGGUUUUAGUUAUGCUCUCUUAAAACAUUUAAUUAGUUAAUACAUAUAAAUAAUAACAAAUAUUAUUGGAUUAAGUUUUAAGCACACGACCGAUACAUAUCUCUAGAACGGUGUCCAGAUAUUUUCAAAAAUUAUUAUAGAACCCUUUUGGAAAUGUGAAGUGCAAUAUUUUUCUUAAUACGUAUACAUAACCUUUUGCUUACAUGUGUAUAUUUAUUAAUUACAGUUUAUUAAAAAUAAACAAAGUGAUUUUUACAAAAUGUAAUACAAAUUUCA
Messenger RNA from Scaptodrosophila lebanonensis, 3097 nucleotides. Its product is annotated as esterase B1. The transcript has 4 exons. The coding region runs from base 605 to 2341 and encodes 578 amino acids. The record is from RefSeq and is a predicted model, not a curated record. NCBI's taxonomy places the organism in Eukaryota, Metazoa, Arthropoda, Insecta, Diptera, Drosophilidae.